AGGUGAUGAAACUCGGAAGAAGAGAAGGGGUAGAGAAGAUGCGUGGAACUGCCAUUGCAGAGAUCGGCAUCAACCAUGGGAAGAGCUGCCCAGAAAACCCUCCUGUCUUUACUCUGCAUAACAGCAGUGGUUUGUGCAGAUAAAGACACCUGCCCAGAUGUAAGAAUAGUGGGUCUCAGUGGUUCUGAGAAACUUACCGUUCUCCAGGGCUGCCCUGGGAUUCCUGGAGCUGCAGGUCCCAAAGGAGAACCCGGAGUUGCGGGAAUGAAAGGAGAUAAUGGAGCCCCUGGAGCCUCAGCAACAAUAGGUGAGAAACAGCUGGACGAUGCCCUGUGCAGGAAAGGAGCACGGGACUGCAAGCAGCUGUUAAGCGAAGGGAAUUCUCUGAGUGGCUGGUACACCAUUUUUACGCAGGACUGUGUUGCCAUGACUGUGCUGUGUGACAUGGACACGGAUGGCGGGGGAUGGAUUGUAAGUCAGAAUAAAGCACCCUUUGCCCCAUUGCAGCCAGUUAGACGCUGUGUAUUGCUUCCACCAGUUUUACAGCUGUCAGGCCACAUUCCCUCAUGCUAGGUCAUCUCCCUGCCUAAGCUAAACCCCGGGAUCCUU
Molecule: messenger RNA, 609 nt
Organism: Trachemys scripta elegans
Lineage: Eukaryota; Metazoa; Chordata; Testudines; Emydidae
Product: ficolin-2-like
Exons: 5
Coding region: 76-573 (165 amino acids)
Source: RefSeq, a predicted model, not a curated record